Messenger RNA from Paramormyrops kingsleyae, 3409 nucleotides. It is a transcript of the gene xxylt1, whose product is annotated as xyloside xylosyltransferase 1. Gene Ontology annotation, molecular function: xylosyl alpha-1,3-xylosyltransferase activity. The record is from RefSeq and is a predicted model, not a curated record. Gene Ontology annotation, cellular component: endoplasmic reticulum membrane. NCBI's taxonomy places the organism in Eukaryota, Metazoa, Chordata, Actinopteri, Osteoglossiformes, Mormyridae. Gene Ontology annotation, biological process: protein O-linked glycosylation via N-acetylgalactosamine.
CUAUCCGAGCAGUAUGCUUAUUAGUGUUAUCCGCAGUUGUUAGCGCAGCUCUGAUACUUCUCGCUGCAUGAUACUCGUAUGACAUAAUAGUAAACGGCCGAAAGUGAUUGAGAGUGCCAUCGGUAUUCAUAAAACUAUACUUUUACAGUAAAACUGCGUUAUGGCGUAACUUUAAACAUAUAUCAGUGGGUUGUCGACUAUGACGUUAUGAAUAAUUUGAUGUUAUGAGUCGUAUGAGUUGGUAAUAGUGAUCAAUCAAAAAUAUCCGUAUGGACGCCCGCUCGCCAGUCGCGAAACAGGAUAUCUGGUCUUCCCCAUAAGGACAUGGGCUAUCAAAGGAUCUUCUGUGACAACAUGGUGAGGCUCAGCACUUUCAGGUCCUAUCAGAUAGUUUUGGUCUUUGGAGCUGCGUUGGCAGUUGUAGCCUUUUACUACUUUGGAUCGGAGCAAGAGAACUUCUCUAGCACCACUAAGCGCAUUAAGCAAACCCAGACCAUCCAAAACAGCAACCGAAAUGAGGCCGAUCCAUCAGCGGAUCCUAGGCUAGAGCAGACCAGCAGAAGGACAGCAAGAGAACAGCUAGAAAAAAGAAGGGCCGAAGGAGGUUCUGAGGCUGUUCAGCACUACCAUAUUCUUAUGAUGUUUACCAAAGUGGAUAAAAGCAAGGCACUCCAGGAGAAAUUCGAGAUAGCCAUGAGGUCCAUGGUGAAGCAUGCUAGGUUCCUUGACAAGGAGAUUCUGGUCUUUCAUUUUGUGAGUGAUGAAGGCAGUAGAGAACUUGGACAGAAGAUACUUCCAGAGUUUCUCCAAGAUGCAUCUUUUCAGUAUGAGGUGGAGUUCCACGAUGUCACCGAGCUGACAGAGAAGCUCUUCCCCAUUGUGAAGGCCAUGCAGCUGCACUUCAGCGCUGGCUCAGGGGCCUACUACAGCGACGCCAUCUUCUUCCUGUCGGUGGCCAUGCAUCGCAUAGUGCCUGAAGACAUGAAGCACAUUGUGCAGCUGGAUUUGGACCUGAAAUUCAGGAGCAAUAUCAAGGACUUGUUUGAGGAAUUUGGACAGUUCCCGCCUGGCGCAGUGAUCGGAAUUGCCCAGGAAAUGCAACCAGUGUACAGGCACACGUUCUGGCAGUACCGCAGGGAGAACCCCAAGACUAAAGUCGGUGACCCCCCUCCAGAUGGCAAACCAGGCUUCAACAGUGGAGUGAUGCUCCUGGACUUGGAAGCCAUGCGGCAAUCGACUCUCUACAACCGACUUCUGGAGCCAGAGCAGGUGGCCAAACUGGCCGACCAGUAUCAUUUCCGGGGUCACCUCGGCGAUCAGGACUUCUUCACAAUGAUCGGCAUGGAGUACCCAGACCUGUUCCACGUCUUGGCCUGUGGCUGGAACCGGCAGCUGUGCACUUGGUGGAUGGAUCACGGCUACGGGGACGUGUUUGAACUCUACUACCAGUGCGUGGGACCCAUCCAUGUUUACCACGGCAACUGCAACACGCCCAUUCCUGAUGACUGAGCAGCACUAGUGUCCUAGUCAGCCAAGCAAUUCCAACGUCUACAGAUGUUAAUUUCUGGAGAAUAGCAUGAAUGUGGCCUUCGAGCAAAAGGAGGCAGAUGUCCCAAAGUAUCCCCAAUUGGUCUACUGAUGAAGUCUUCAUCUUCCGAAAAAAGAAUGUGAUAUUUAAGUUUUGUGUAGGAGUUCGUAAAGUGUGGACUAAUUAAGGAUAUCCUUCUGUAAAAUAGUAAGUAAUACAGGGGGGAAGUGCAAGGGAUUAAGUGUGAGAAAGGGGUGCUCUGGGUCUGCUUUGAAUAAUCACAAGCUACAGUGAGCUGGGGGGUGAAUACUGAAAUGAUUAAUUUCCACUUUUUUAACAUCAAAUGUAUUUUGUUCCUUGUCUAGCAUUGAAUGUUCUGAACAAAAGCAAAUUGGCAUGUGGUAUUUUGGUAGCUAAUUGAAUAAAAUAAACUGGCCUCUGUUUAUGUAGAUGACUUCAGACUGUCCACCCAAACGUGCCAGCAGUUAGUGUGGCAUUUUGUCACAUGUGAUUUAAUGCAGAAUUAUGUGGUUCCAACCAUGGAACAGGUUCCGCAGUUCUCUUCUAGACUAUUUUGGAACUAAGGCAGAAAAAACAAUUCUAGUUGUGUCAAAUAAACCACAAUAUAAUUAAUUGAUCUGUGAGUUUAUACAUAGGCAGGUGGACUGAGGUAGUAGCUAUACUUCUGUGUAGCAAUAAAAAUGCAGAAUAAAGCAAAAUAAAUGCAGAAUUGGUGAAAGUCCUGAAUUCUAAAGAAAGCGGUUGAACAAAUGAGGCUGGAUGAGUGGAAAAAUCAUGGCCAGUAUUAAGCUAAAUCUACUUUAUAGUUUGGUCAUAAUGUAAAACAGGAUGGUUUGCAGAAGCAGGUAGAAACUUGUGGGAAUUCUGCUUAAAAUUGCUGCAUAUCUGCAAGUACUGCUAUGAGGAAAUGAUUCAUCUUUACAAAACCAGAGAUCAUAUACGAAAUCAGAGAUAUAACUACUCUAGUAUCUACGGAUAUCUAAAGAGUAGGCUACAUGGAAUUAUGUAGUAGCCACAAUGUUGUCAUCCCCAGUUAAGAAAAAGCCUGUUUUACAUUCAUGUUUAUCUCUACAUUUACUAAGAGAUAAACACUAUAUCUUAGAAUGAAGUCUAGUGACUACUAGAUAUUACGUACCAUGCAAUGUAGUUAUGGAACUUAUUAUAUUAGGCUGGCCAUGCUUCAGUAAAAUUACUCAAGAUAGAAGGGGUAGAAGGUUAGGAACUUCUCAGCAGCUGUUUCUAAGGUCUUCAUUUUCCAACUUUAGUGUUUACAGUUACUCUAGUCUACAGAUGGUAUGUUGACUUGUGUCACUUAACCCUGAAAGCCGUACAUAUGAAUGCUGCUCAAUCAACACUUAUCCCAGUAAUUUAUGCGCUCUUAAUGCUUGUUUGGGUCCCUACCUAAAAAUGGUCUUAUCACUAAGACUUGUUACAUGUGGAAAAACCGACCCAACAUUGGAAGGUGCAGAGAAAACCCAUUCCAGGCCAUCAAGUGACUUUUCAUUGACGUCUCAGUAUUAUUCUGCAAUGCACUGGCACGGCAGUCGGCAUGAUGUGUGCAUUCGCUGCUGUGAGCCAAGUAAUCUCCAAAGAAAAAUGCUGGUACAUCUAUCUUUUGUGAAGACUCUCUGAAGGACAAUGAUGUAUCAAUUGAGAAAAUUUGCAGAAACGUGUCUUAUUCAAAAAAUGUCCACGUCUGCGGUUGAUAACAAAAUGCUGUAAAUGGAAUGAAUGAUGGAUGUGAAUAAUUCUCCUUUUUCUGUCUGUACCUUCUGUUUUCUACCUUCCUGUCUUUCUUUUGUGCAUAGUAAAAUAUUUUUUUUUUGUUCUCUUAAAAAUAAAAUUUCCACACAUGCUAAA